Molecule: messenger RNA, 2308 nt
Organism: Amoebophrya sp. A120
Lineage: Eukaryota; Dinophyceae; Syndiniales; Amoebophryaceae
Source: the annotation of a GenBank genome assembly
UCCUAGACAGCGCGGCCUGCUUGUAGAAAAGAGAUAUCGUCUGUGUGUCCGUUGUUGGAUUCAACUGUGAGUUUUUUAUACAAGUCUACUUGAAGUCAGUACGUGUAAGCAAAAGCGCGCCGAUAAUUCACAUAAUGAGCGCAGCCGCCACGCCACCGCCACUCGUCUCGACGCUUCGGCGAGCGGCUUCGCGGCAGCUCGUCGGAGGUGCAUCUGCCAGGGCGCAACUAGCCGCAACAGCAUCGGCGACCUCCACUCCGGCGGCUCAGCUGCAGGUUUCCGCCGUUCGGCUUGUGGAAUGGAAGCGGUUUCUGGACGACGCGUUUUCGCGGUACAAGCAUGAUGUGGCGGGAUCGGCUUCAACUUGUUCGCCUGAGCCGCACCUCAGCGCAGCCAAGACGGCGCUCUUGAAGUCCCUUGCCGAAAAGCUGCAACAAAACCGCGUGCGGAACUGCGACCGCGCGGAGGAGAAGGAUUUUUUGCGAAGGCAGCGAGCUUUGCACUGGCGCCCAGAGUGGAAAGAGUUGUUGCAAAGUCUGCACAACAUCACGAAAACGACAUCUGGCACGAGCAACAGCAUCGCUGCAGGCUAUGCCAGCAUCACCUCAAGAACAGACCACUGCGCUACAAUCGUCGAGAGUUUGAGUCUCUGCAAUGAGUCUGCGGUUGCUCAUCGGUGGAACUGGCAGCAUACCGACGAACUGAUUGCGGUUGUAGACAGUCAGUUGCGGAAAUUUCAACAGGGGUCCUCUGCCCCUACCGCCACGUUCUACUCGAACACGGAUCUGGCCACGACGGUUGCAGCGUGCGCCAGGCUAGGGUAUUACGACGAGGCUCUGUGCAAGACCGCUUUUCAGGAGGUGGUGGGGAAGAAGCUUGCAGGUGGCUCAGCAACUACUGCAUUUGGAGCGUGUAGUGGAGAGGAAGCUCCUGCGACAGGAAGCGUUGAAAUAACGACUACCACGUCUAGCGUGAUCCCGAGCCCGCCGCAAUCCGACGAGGAAAAGAACAACGUGCUGAAGGUUUUGCUCGGGUGCGGCACCCUCGGGUACGAAGUGCCGGACAAGUUCCGAAAUUCGUUGACCACGAAUUUUAUGGAAUCCCACGUUAUGCUAUCGCCCUCGCCGCCAGGAACCGGGCUGCCACCUGCAGAGAGCGGGUCCGGUGUCAGCGUUGUUCCCUCUUUCGGCAACGCAGGACAAGCGACAGCGCCAAGCGCAGUACCAGGAAUGAUCACUCAAGCUUCAUCCCCCGUCAUCUCCCUCCCCCCUCCGCGCCGGCUCGCCCAGCUGACCUUCGCGUUUGCGUUGCUGAAGCAGACGGACCUCCCUCGUUGGAUGGCGAAGUCUUUGGAGAAUCUGUCGGACUUUGAUCUGAAAAACAACAUUCCGGAGCUGCGAAUGCUUGUACACCCUACUGUCUUGCUGAUGAAGGACACGGCGUUUCGGAAGCGCGUUGCGAAAUUGGUGGUUGAAAGAUUCUUUCCGGAGAGCGCAUCUGCAGCUCAUAAGAACACCGGUGAUCUUCUUGCUGACGGAAGUACAACUACUUCUUCGGUAGACAAAAAUAUCAACAUUCAGGAUGUCAGCAGCAACAAAGCAUCGAAGAUGAAACUCGCAUCGGCGGCGGCGGACAACAGUGCGCACCUGUCGCAUUUCGAGCGGAACAUAAAGCAGUUUUUGACUUCUGAUGUCGUAAACUUCGACGGCGGGAAGAAGUUGAGGUACACAACUGCUUGUCGCGAGUUGGAAGCAAAGUGGAGGUCGGAGUUCGGGGUUUCCGUCGAUUUUUGUCUGGAAGUUGCCGACAACCAGCAGCAGGGCGAUGAAAACCAUACUGAUGCAACUCCUACACCACGCACUCCAGCAGCGCGGAACGAAGGCGCCGAACCGGGAUUGGGUGCGGGUGGGUCGCUGGGUGGAAGAAGCGGCCAGGUCAACAAGCCCCCUUGCGUGCGCGAGCUUGUCGUGUUUGAGGUCGACGGCCCGGGACACUAUUGUCUAGCGCCAGGGUAUCAACGUCCGCUCGGCCGGACGAGUUUGAAGCAGAGUGUUCUGCGGACACUUGCUGAGGCAGAGAGUGGACAGAAUGGUGAUGAAGAUGGAGGUUGUGUGUACCAAGUAAAAGUGGUCAGUAUUCCAUACUUUCGGAUUCUCGCAAUGAACUCGCCCCGCGACUACAGAGGUGACGGUAGCUUCAGUGCGCCGAAGCUCUGGAAUUUAGUUAGAGAAAAGUUGUGAAUGCAAGUAAAUGCCGUUGCUACCUUUGUACGAUUCCGCCUUCUGUGAAGAAUGAAGAGUUUGGAAAU